AAAAAGUUCCUAUAAAUGGAUUGGAACGAACAACAAGAAGAAUUAGGAAGAAAACAAAUAUCUGGGAUCUGCCAAUCCUUCUAAAACCACAGAGAGAUUAUUCUCUCAGACAAUCCAAUCAAAUUCAGCCUAGCUACGGACUUAGAAGGACAUUGUUUGGUCCUCUUGUGAACCGAGUUUUUAAUGGAAGGGAAGCCUGAUUCAAUUGCGGAGGGAGUUAAAAAGGUCGAGGAAACUGUUUUUGUCAAGAUCAAGAGCAAAGAGAAAGAGCUCAUGGAAGACGAGAAAGAAAAAAAGAGUGAAAUGGAGCUUGAAGUGAAGAGUAAAUCUGUUGAGAAAGUGAAGCCAAAACACAAGGAAGACGCGGAAAAUGAAGACAAAGAGGGAGAUGAAGGAAAAACGAAGGCUGAAAAGAAGGGAGAUGAAGGGAAAACGAAGAAAGAAAAGAAAAAUGAAGACGAAGAAGAAGAGGUAAUGGAUAAAAAGAAAGACAAGGGGAAGAAGAAGAAUGAAGAGGAUGAUGGAAUUGAAAAAGAAGCUAAGAAGGAAAAGAAAGACAAAGAUGAUUUCUCGAAGAAGGUUGAAUUUGUCGACAAAGAACCGAAAGAAUGUGAAGAUAAAAAGAAAGAAAAGAAGAAGAAAGACAAGGAUGGCCAAGAAAAGAAGGCUAAAGACAAGGAUGUGAAAUCAAAGAAAGAAGAGAAGGAUGAAGUCGCUGUUGAAAAAGUAGACAAGAGUGUAGUUGAGGAAGGGAAGGAGACAAACGGAGAUGAUAAAAAUGUAAACGAGCAGAAGGACGAGAAGAAAGAUGAGAAGGAUAACAACAAGAAAAAGGAGAAGGAAGGGAAGAAGGAGAAGAACAAAGAUGAGAAAGAUAACAAGAAAGAGAAAGAGAAAGAUGAAGAACAGAAUAAGGAAGAGAAGAAGGGCAAAAGUAAAGAUGACAAGAAUAAGAGAAAGGAUGAACCAAAGGAAGAAAUCAAGGAAAAGAAGAACAAGAAUGAACCAAAGGAAGAAAUCAAGGAAAAGAAGAACAAGGAUGAACACAAAGAGAAGAAGAAAAAGAACAAGGAGGAUGAAGAAAAUAAGAGCGCGGUUAACACGAGCUCAAGAGAGAUCGAAGUAGAAAAAAAUCAUUCCAAAGAUGUCGAAGAUGGAAAAAAGGAUUCCAAAUAUGAGAAGGGAAAGGAUAAAAAACCGGCAAAGGAGAAGAAGAAAGACAAAGACAAGGAAGAGAAGAAGAAGAAGAAAUCUGAGGGAAAUGACAAGACCAAUGACCUUGUGAAACUUAAGCAGAAGCUUGAGAAGAUGGAUGCCAAAAUAUCAGCCCUCCAAGAGAAAAAAGAAGACAUCAUGAGGAUCAUCAAAGAAGCUGAACAAGCUAGUGAUGCCGCUGACAAGCAAAAAGACACACCAGUUGUCGCUGAAAGUACUGAACCCACUGAGGUGGUUGUUGAUGCAACUUAACAAUGUAACUUAUUUAAGGUAGUUCUUCUCAUUUUCCACCCUUCAGUUUUUUUUUUUUAAAUUGUGUAUAGGUAUUGUAGGUCUGUGUUGUAGAAGUUUGUAGGUUUCACAUAUAUGGAUGAACUAUCUCAAUGUAAUAUUUUCAUCUGAAUAAAUGGAACCUUAUUGGAGGUUUAAUGG
This is a messenger RNA of Papaver somniferum (opium poppy), 1647 nucleotides long. RefSeq names its product myb-like protein X. The record is from RefSeq and is a predicted model, not a curated record. Lineage: Eukaryota; Viridiplantae; Streptophyta; Magnoliopsida; Ranunculales; Papaveraceae. The coding region runs from base 184 to 1467 and encodes 427 amino acids. The transcript is spliced from 2 exons.